UGUUUUAUUGAUUAGCAGGUUGCAUCGAAAUGACAGCUAGUUCUUCAAAAGAUCUCUAAAUUUUAACCUCAAAAAAGUUCAGUAAAAUAUUUGAAUUCUACCUUGUAAAUUUUUAGUAUGAUGUAUGAAAUUAAAAGUAAUGGCAAAAUUGUUGAGACUGAGAGGAGGAAGACUUUAUUCCAAAUUGUUAUAUAUAAGCAUAAUAUGCUUAGCUGCAUUGAUAAUGUUCUACAUUUUUGAGGCUAUUUUUCGCGUAUUAGCUCCUUCUCCUAAAUUUUGCUCAGAUAAUGACACAAUUGAUGUCGUAUAUACCUGGGUCAAUGGUUCGGAUCCUAUUUUCCUGAAAGAACUGAAAUUUUUUUUAAAAACGAGGAACAUAUCAGUAGAUGACAAAUACUUAAGCCAAAGAUUUAUAGAUAAGAAUGAACUACAAUUUUCACUUCGAUCUCUCGAAAAAUUUGCACCAUGGAUUAAUCAUGUUUACAUAGUGACCAAUGGGCAAAUUCCAUACUGGCUAAAUUUGGAUUAUCCAAAAUUAACGAUAAUCACACACAAAGAAAUUUUUCUCAAUCGGGAUGAUUUACCUACAUUUUCUAGUCCUGCCAUUGAAUCUCAUUUGCAUAGGAUACCAGGUAUAUCAAAGAGAUUUUUAUACUUUAAUGAUGACGUCUUCCUAGGACAACCAAUUUUCAAAGAGGAUUUUAUUUCACAAAAUGAAGGUUACAAAUUGUAUUUUUCAUAUUCAUUGGGAAUGUGCUCACCACAAUGUUUUUGGGCAUAUGUUGCUGAUGAUCAAUGUGAUGAAGCUUGCAAUAAUUUUUACUGCCAAUAUGAUGGAGGUGACUGUGAAAAUUCAUACACUUCAUCUAAACAAAUACUAGUGGAUAAGAUUAAUUCUGUUGUUGAAAAAACAAAAAUUGAAAAUGACAUAAUAAAUGAUCAUAAAAUGGUCUCUAAGUUUAAAUUAUCCAAAAAAUUCAAUGAAACCAAUAAAAACUAUUCAACAGUAGUUGAAGAGUACAAUAAUAAUAUAAUAGAAAAUGAUAAAAUUAAAAAUAAGAGAUAUAGAAGGAAACAAAGAAAGUUACGUACAAUGAAAAGUCUUAGGAAUAACAGUAAAAAUGUUAGUUUUUUUAACAGGACCAGUUUUGCCUAUGGUGAUUCAUUGCAGCAUUCCAACAGAUUAUUCAAUUUGAAAUAUGGCUUCCUACCCAGAUUUGUACCGUCUCACACACCUGUGAUGGUUGAUAGAAAUGUUAUUGAAGAUCUGCAAAAGAAAUUUUUCAAAGAGGUAAUGGUAACCUCUAAAAAUAGAUUCAGGAAUCACGAUGACCUACAAUUCACGUUUGCUUAUUACUAUUUCAUAUAUCAUGAACGGAACCAAUUUAGUGCUGAACAAGUUUUCCAAAUGUUUGAUACUGACAUGUCAGGAACUUGGUCUGAUAGAGAAAUACGAACUCUUUUGACUCGAGUAUAUCAACUUCCUCUGAGCUAUGCGAUAGUGGAACAUUUUGAGUCAAUGCUUUUAAACUGUUCAGAAACCAAAAAGUUUACACAAGUUCAAACUCCUAAGUAUGAGAGAUAUUUAGACUCACGUUUGCCUGUUAUAACCCAGGAGUUGAUACUGAAUUGUCCUGAACUUGUCAAGAUGAUUGAAUCUACAUUUGGAAAUAAAAGAAAAUACAAAUAUAAAAUUGUCAGAAACUCUGAAGGACAAUAUAUUCACUUCAAACAACUGAAUUCUAACUUGACUGAUGUUGUAGGUCAGUUAGACGAAAUCAGAGGCGAUCCAAGGAAAUUUGUGUGCCUGAAUGACAAUUUGGAUUACACCAAAACAAAUGAGAAUGAGGUCAUAAAUUCCCUUCUAUAUGACUUCUAUCUGUCUUUUUUUCCCUUUCGAAGCAAAUAUGAACUGCCCAAAGAAUAUAGGAAUAAAUUUCUACACAUGAAUGAUCUGGAUGAAUGGAAGAAUCAUCAUUUAAGGAUAAAAUGCAUUGUCUUUCUUGCUUUAUUAUUUGUUAUUUACAUGAUAGGGUUUCGUACAUGUAUAAAAAAUAUUUGUGGAGUGUUUAAUCGUUUUUUUUGACUGAAAGUAUGAAAAAUUAUGAGAUAUCUUUAUGCCUCUUGUGAAAAAAAAUAUAUAUCUGUUCAUGCAGCAGUCCAGACCAGUUGGGAAUAGAGUAAUAUAAGCGUUCUAUAGUCCAAUCAGCUGUUAUGGUACAUUUUGUAAUGAUAAAUAAAGCAUAUGCUUCAUCCAAUGAACAGGUUACACUGAUUUGAAGUAAUUGUCAGUAGUCCUGAUUAAUCAGAAGCUUAUUUCAGCCAUGUGAAAAGUCGGAUGUCCUCCUUGUAUCUAUCCAACGAAUGCAUAGUCAGUUGAAUAUUUUAGACACCAAUGUUUAAUUGAUUAUGAGUCAUCUAAUUAGGAACUACUCUGGACUGCUUGCCCGAACAGACAUAUCAAUUGCAAUUCACGAGUUCAUGAUAGAAAAUGAAUUGAAACCUCAUUCUCAGUCUCAGAAGACGUUUGCCAAGCAGAACAUUGUGAUUUGAUUCUUUAUUACCAACAUCACUUGCAUACACUUUUAUCAAUCAAAAAACAUACAUACAGACUCACUACAAACUUGUUAGAUGUGUAACAUUACAAUAUAACAAAACUGAAUUUCUUUCGGUGAAGGGUGUUUUAAUAUUUAAUUUUAAACGAAAUAAAACACAUAUAAGUAAUGUUGAUUCAAAAGAUCUCAUUAGCGCUCAAAGAUGAUUUCUGGCAAAUACCCAGUUUUAGACAAUUUUAUCAACCAUUUGAAGGUUUAUAUCGCUAAUAACGCAGCGAAUGUUAACUUCCAAAUGGUCCAACGUCUGUUGUUUAUUGGUGAAGGUGAGGACUAGUGACUUCAAAUAUCCUCAGAGUAAUCAAUAGGUGCAAGAUGGAGAGUACUUCACAGGUCACAUGAAAUUUUACACUCAUUGAAUGUAUCACGCAGUAAGUCGAUGUCGUCGCGCGCUGAAUGGCAUGUUGCGCUAUCUUGUUGAAACUUUAAACCAAAGCACGAAUUACUGUGCAUCAACUCAUUCAGUUCCUCAUGAACUCUACACAUUGCUCUGUUCUGAUGUAAAUCUAUCAAUGGUGAAAUGGCAAAAAUUACAAACCACAAAUAAUACUGUCACUAGAAAAAGCGUUGCCAAUUCGAAAAUCAAACGUCUGAAAAACACCCUUCAUUUGAUAUCAGAUCCCAAAGUUUCUAUCACAGAAUAUUGCAUACAGUUUCAUGUUAAUGAAUGUACUUAAAUCCUCUACAACAUUUGAUUGCAAAAAAAAUUGCUGCAGAAUAAUAAUUUGAUCUCAACUAUGCAAUCAACGCAGAUGCUAACUAAUCAGUUUUUGAAUCAUGUCAAAUCUUAGCUUGAUACCGCAUUGCUCUGUUAGAUUUACGCAUGAGUUAACAUUUGCGUUGAUUAACCUUCAACAAAUCGGCCGUCACGAUUCUUAAUCAAUCUCAGUUAUAUUUUUGCAAAAUUGUUAAUUAUAAGUAUUGAAAUAAAGCGAUAACAAGAC
Molecule: messenger RNA, 3556 nt
Organism: Harmonia axyridis
Lineage: Eukaryota; Metazoa; Arthropoda; Insecta; Coleoptera; Coccinellidae
Gene: Gnptab
Product: N-acetylglucosamine-1-phosphotransferase subunits alpha/beta
Exons: 9
Coding region: 125-2086 (653 amino acids)
Biological process (GO): N-glycan processing to lysosome; carbohydrate phosphorylation
Cellular component (GO): Golgi apparatus
Molecular function (GO): UDP-N-acetylglucosamine-lysosomal-enzyme N-acetylglucosaminephosphotransferase activity
Source: RefSeq, a predicted model, not a curated record